This is a messenger RNA of Cutaneotrichosporon cavernicola, 447 nucleotides long. RefSeq lists its product as uncharacterized. The transcript has 2 exons. NCBI's taxonomy places the organism in Eukaryota, Fungi, Basidiomycota, Tremellomycetes, Trichosporonales, Trichosporonaceae. The coding region runs from base 1 to 447 and encodes 148 amino acids. The record is from RefSeq and is a predicted model, not a curated record.
AUGCCUGUAAUACGUCUUACCAAACGCUCCAGCGAAGGGAGCGUGGCGCUCAUCGCCGCUGCGGUCGUCUCGUGUGUCGCGGCGGCGCUGUUGACCCUCGGUGGACUGUGGUUCUACCACCGCUGGCUGCGACGAAAGCGAGAACAAGCCGCCCUCGAAGCCCUCGACAAGGUAUCUCCCGCCUCGUCCCAGCCCUCACCCUCAAACUACCCACCCCCACCUGCCUACCCCCCGCUGCGGGCACCACGACGCGCCCGCCGCCCACUGAUCACCAAACCCAGCAUCCCCGACCUCCCCCGCAUCAGCGAGGAGCGCAUGUCCAUGGCGAGCGUGACUCCAAGUGUACAGUCCCGCCCUUCUACCUUUGUGAGCCUGGGACAGCAGGGCCAGCUAUGGAGCACCGCAGUGGCGCAGGAAAAGGAGACAGAGGAAGUCAUGGGCUCCUGA